AAUCAACAUCAAUCUUCCCAUGGUGCAUCAGGUUGCUACGAACAAAACGACAGUUGAGCGGGAAGAAAAGAAGAAAUAGGACCUGAUUUUUUUUAUAAAAGCCAAGAUGAAGUACUUGGCUUUGUCAUUACUUGCUGCUUUUAUUUGCACAUCUGCAGCACUUGAGUGUUAUGUUGGUGAAGCUGAGUAUGGUAAUAUGCCCUUAACAAGGAAAUGCCCGACAAGUGCAGACGCCUGUGCUGGAUGGUAUGACAGAGCAGCUAACAAUGAGACAGACCCCACUACUACAUCUUAUUAUGCAUGUGUCACAUUGGGUGAUACUCCUGAGUGUGUCCUUGAUCUUCCAUGCCUGACGGUCAGUAACACCAGCACUUACUACUGCUGCCAGACAGACUCUUGCAACAAAAUUGUCCAGCUUGACACUGGCAAUAUUCCAGGCACCAGCAGGAGGAGGUGUUAUGUUGGCUCUAAUGACUAUGGUCUGCCCAGGGCCACCAACUGCCCAGAAGAUCAGCGUAAAUGCGCCUUCUAUAAAGACGAGUCCACCAAUGUGAUCCAUUGGACAUGUGUGGCAGCCGGAGAAUCAAAAUGCAAUUCCACUACUAUUGCUCCAACUGAUACCAGCAGCGGUGCCUACCUAUGCUGUGACACUAAUCACUGUAACCCAGCCACUUUGAUGCCUACCCCAGCUCCUACACAAGCACCUACCCAAGCACCUACCCAAGCACCCACGGCUGGGAGUGAGGCUGAGGGCGAAGCUGAGGGUGGAGGUGGAGGUGGGACAACGGCAGUGGCAGAGUCAGCGGCUGCUCUCGCCCAUCCAGUGAUACUCCUGGUGCAGGCAGCACUGGCCAUGGCAGUAUCCGUCACCCUACUAUAA
Lingula anatina is the source of this 880-nucleotide messenger RNA. RefSeq lists its product as uncharacterized. NCBI's taxonomy places the organism in Eukaryota, Metazoa, Brachiopoda, Lingulata, Lingulida, Lingulidae. The record is from RefSeq and is a predicted model, not a curated record.